UGAAGAAGAAUGGGAGAAAGCGAGAUCUCUUUGUAGCAUUUUAGAACCAUUCUACGAAUGUACUUUAAAAAUGUCAUCGAAUUUUUAUCCAACAAUUAAUAGUACCCUUUUUUCUAUCUUGGAUAUUCGCACACAUCUUUUUAAAAUGAAAUCUCAUUUAGACAUUUUUGUUCGUGAAAUUAGCUUACCUAUGAUCAAAAAAUUUAACAAAUAUUGGAAAAAUAAUAGCUUACUACAUAUAAUUAUAUGUAUUCUUGACCCCCGAUAUAAAUUACAGUUUAUAUCGUUUUAUUAUCAUAAAAAAGAAGGGUAUGAAUUAGACUAUGUUGAAGAAAAAGUGCAAGAAAUUCGAGCAAGCUUUGAAAGCAUAUAUCUUAAUAAUUAUUCUCUAUCAGCCGUCGAACGAUAUUCAACUAGUAUUGAAAGCAGUAUUGCUUGUACUAACAACAAUAAAGAUCGAAUUGAUGAUUAUUAUGAAUAUAUGAUGAAAAAGAAUCAAGCCAGCCGACCAGAUACUCUUUAUGAAGUUAGGCGAUAUCUUGAUGAGCCAGUUGCUA
This is a messenger RNA of Racocetra persica, 557 nucleotides long. NCBI's taxonomy places the organism in Eukaryota, Fungi, Glomeromycota, Glomeromycetes, Diversisporales, Gigasporaceae. The record is from the annotation of a GenBank genome assembly.